AUGACACAAAGACAAGUUGUGCUUGAUACCUGCAUGGUGAUCGACAUCAUGGAGGCUGACAUCUUUGCCCAGAAGAUGCGCAGACGGCUCCGUGGCAAGUCGAUCAGGUUCGUGCUGACCGACGUGGUGUGCCGCGAGGCAAAGAAGGCUCGCGGGUUUGACGUGCACAGCAUAUCCGCAAGGAUUCAGAGACUCCUUGGGCGGGAGGUGGACGUGAUCUCAAUAGAGGAACGGCACAUCGCCGAGGCAGAGCGCUUGAGCUCCAGGUACCACAUGUGCCACCACGGCGACAACCGUAUCCUGGCAUUCUGCCGUGAGAGGAGCCUCCCCCUUGUGACGCGGGACGAAGAUCUUCACCGCGUGUCCCAGUGGGUCGGGGUCGCAUCGUUCCGCCCGUCAGAGGUAGGGGGUAUCUGAGAUGUCCAAGGGAUUCUUCCCGCGCAUAAUACGAGAGUUUGACGACGACGAAGACCCC
Geodia barretti is the source of this 475-nucleotide messenger RNA. The record is from the annotation of a GenBank genome assembly. NCBI's taxonomy places the organism in Eukaryota, Metazoa, Porifera, Demospongiae, Tetractinellida, Geodiidae.